GGUCGUUCAAGCUUCCGAUGGCACAUCAAAGAUUUACUUGUUGCUGGAGGCGGUGGCAACUUGCUUGGCAUCAACUUUCGCGGGAAAUCAUUGAUGACUAAUCAACACGAGCGGCAAUGUUACCAUCAACUACAGUGCACCCAUGUCUGCUUGUUUCAGAGAUUCUGGUCAAUAUCUUUGCAGAGGUCAAUGAACGCGAUGAAGAGGAGGCAGCUAGGACCUUGGCUGCCCUAUGUCGAACAUGUCGGGCCUUUCAGGAGCCUGCCAUGAAAGUCCUGUGGGCGCACCUGGGAACUUUAGUCCCUUUAAUCAGAUGCAUUCCUUGCGUCAAGACUAUUAAGAGUAAAGGAAAAACACAUGAUGAUCUCCCGACUUUGGCCCUCGAAAGAGAGAUGUCCUCUGCAGACUGGGAGAUAUUCCUUUCGCACUCGCGCCUUGUGCUUACUUGUGGUUAUUAUGUUUCAAGAAGAGACAAACAUCCUGUCCUCAACUCGCCUUCACAUGAUAUCGGCACAGACAUCUUGCGUGCACUAUCAUCCCCUCCACCUUCCUCCGUCACUUUCCCUCACCUGAGGAAGAUUAGGUGGACUGACUCGCGGGAAGAGUCCAUCCGAUUUUUCCGCCUAAUACUGACACCUGCUCUCGAAUUCCUUGAUAUGUCAUCUAUAACUAACCCAGUCUACUCUGUCAUAAUCCCUUCCAUCAGCGAUGCCUGUCCGUCCCUAAGGAUCAUGCAUCUUCCCAAGUGGUCCUUUCUUCACCUCCCUGACAUGUUCGACAAGUGGUCAAAUCUUGCUUACGUGACAUCCGGGCCCCUUGCAGAUGCUACUAUCCAGUCGCUUGGCCGGCUGGCACAUCUUGCAAGUAUGGAUAUCUGUCUCCACAAGUUGCAUGACAUAAAGUCACUUGUUGAUAAUCCUGGGUUUUCUACCCUGCGCCGGCUCGUGCUUCGUGCGUACAAUAUCAACCUUGUCACAGCUUUCAUGCGGCAAGUCAAAACUGUUCAUCUCCGCGAAGUGAAGUGCUAUCUACCACACGGCACAACCGCAGCGGGUAUACAGGAAUGGAUAACAAUCCUUCUGGAUCGGUGCUUGCCAAGAAGGCUAGAGAUUCUGGAGAUCGAAGACUACGCUGAUGCUGGCGCUGAUUUCCCAGAUCAAUUCACGCUCACCCCUGACACGCUUCGGCUCUUGUCCCGCUUUCGCGGACUCACAACAUUGGACCUCGCUACUGCAUGUACAUACUCGUUGGACGAUACCACGUUGACGCAGCUGGCCAUUUGUUGGCCCAGUAUGCAAAGUAUUGCACUGGGAACCCAUUGGGGUUGGAGGCAACAGAGUGACGUCACUCUGAAAGGUUUGCUAUCUUUAGUGCGACACUGUCCUCAGCUAGAAAGCAUCGGCCUCGUGAUGAACGCUGUAACUACAGAUAUCACAUCUCAGAGGCCUGGGGGCGGAGUUCGAAGGCCCAAAGUUACGAGUCUAAAUGUAGGAGACUCAAGAGUCGGUGACCCGCUCGCAGUCGCUGCGUUCCUGUCGGACGUUUUCCCACGUUUGCUGUCAGUUGACGCGUUUAAUCAUUUGGGGGGUAGGCGGAGACCGAUACCUGCUGCGAAGGAGCACGAAGAAAAGUGGAAAGAAGUGGAAAGGCUUUUACCUGCAUUUUCCAAAGUUCGCGCCCAGGAGCACCCUCCUGUGGGACCAAGAAGGAAGGCCUUCUUUCUUGAGGAGUUGUAUCUCGCUUGAAGAACAUCGAAAACUGUGGAGUAUUCAUGAGGUAAAGUGAAGGGCAUCCGUUCUUUACCAUAUGCACGUGUGCACAUGUUGCAAAUUUCGGGGUAAUUACUGAUCAUGAUGCAUGGUACUUAUCCUGCCAGCAUUCUUAUUAUAAUGUACCCGAUCCAUAUCACACCUUUUGAUUGGACACUCGUGGUCAACGUUGACUUCUGUGGUGUACUGGCGCUAUAUCCGUGACCUUCCUGUUUCAGAUAGCUAUAGCAUGCACACUGCUUCGAAGUUCGGAGUCAAUCUAU
Suillus clintonianus is the source of this 2032-nucleotide messenger RNA. RefSeq lists its product as uncharacterized. Lineage: Eukaryota; Fungi; Basidiomycota; Agaricomycetes; Boletales; Suillaceae. The record is from RefSeq and is a predicted model, not a curated record. The transcript is spliced from 4 exons. The coding region runs from base 117 to 1745 and encodes 542 amino acids.